UCUCAUCCACUUCCAGUCUCUUGCGUUUGCAUGCCAAAUUGCCGAUCCUCUCUUCUCUCUCUCAGCCGACUUUGCAACUGGCCUCUGCUUUUCCUUUUUUUCGAUAAUUAUCUGUUUGUUUCUCACAAUGAGGAAGCCUUGCUGUGAGAAGAAAGAGACUAACAAAGGAGCUUGGUCAAAACUAGAAGACCAGAAGCUUACUGAUUACAUUCGAAAACAUGGUGAAGGUUGCUGGCGCUCUCUUCCUCAGGCUGCAGGGUUGCUUCGUUGUGGUAAAAGUUGUCGAUUGAGAUGGGUAAAUUACCUGAGGCCAGACCUUAAACGAGGCAAUUUUGGGGAAGAUGAAGAGGAGCUCAUUAUCAAACUCCAUGCACUCCUAGGAAAUAGGUGGUCACUAAUAGCAGGAAGAUUGCCAGGAAGGACAGACAACGAAGUGAAGAAUUACUGGAAUACUCACAUAAAAAGGAAACUAUUGCAGAUGGGAAUUGAACCCAACAAUCGUCGAUCGCUGCUCUCUCGUAUCAUUACCAAAUCAAAUUUUUCAAACGUGUUCAAUUCCGACAACCAACCCUUGAAAUCCGCAAGUGCUUCGGAGGUGAUCUGCACUAGGCUACCGGACUUGAAUCUCGACCUUACAAUUGCCCCUCCUCUAAUGGAAGAGAAGCAGUUAAUUAAUCUGGAGUCUACUCAAGUAGGAUAUAAUGUCUAGAACGAGAACCCAACAUCUGUUAUUAAAUAUUAAUUACAUUUAAUUGCUCAUUUUAUUUAAUU
This is a messenger RNA of Durio zibethinus, 771 nucleotides long. Its product is annotated as myb-related protein 308-like. The record is from RefSeq and is a predicted model, not a curated record. Lineage: Eukaryota; Viridiplantae; Streptophyta; Magnoliopsida; Malvales; Malvaceae.